GUGGGCUGCCACAAGGGUCGUGUGGCAGUUGUGCUUAUGAAUUCGAGGAAUGAUUAAAAGAAAAAGGAUCUACCCUAUGGUAAACGAAAGCUGGAAAAGGUCUCUGCAGUAGCUGGUGCAGCAGAAUGAAUGAGUGAAGAAAGGACUCGCUGCCUGAAAUCUGAUUGUGUUUCUCCCACCCCACUCUCUCGUUUAACUGUCUCCAGAAGGGAUACUGAGGAAAACAGAUGCACUAACCAAGUGCCGCACACUGGACCUAUAACUGUGUACUCUCCAUUGUGGAAAAUGGUAAACAAAGACAUGAAUGGAUUUCCAGUCAAGAAAUGCUCAGCCUUUCAGUUUUUUAAGAAGAGGGUACGAAGAUGGAUUAAAAGCCCAAUGGUCAGUGUGGAAAAGAGUGCCAACCUGAAGUAUACAGGACCCUCAGUGAUGCACAGACAUCAGGGGGAGCCUGAAUUUGAGCCUUCACUGUGUCAAACAUGCUUGGGUGAUCAUAGCUUCCGAAGAGAGAUUCUCUCUCAAGAGGAGUCAUGUUCCUGGGAAAGCCACCCAAGUAGUGAAAUGAAAGAGCCGGGUAUUAAAGCCGACAUCCUGAAUAAGCCUGACCCAAGAACUUUCUGGAAUAACGAUGACUCAGCUUUCAUGAAACAGAGGAGGAUGGGGCUGAAUGAUUUUAUUCAGAAGAUUGCCAGCAACUCAUAUACUUGCAAACACCCUGAAGUUCAAUCUAUUUUGAAAAUUUCUCAACCUCAAGAACCUGAGCUUAUGAAUGCCAAUCCUUCUCCUCCGCCCAGUCCUUCCCAACAGAUCAACCUUGGCCCAUCAUCCAAUCCCCAUGCAAAGCCAUCAGACUUUCAUUUCUUGAAAGUAAUUGGAAAAGGCAGUUUUGGAAAGGUUCUCCUUGCAAGACACAAGGCAGAGGAGCAAUUCUAUGCUGUCAAAGUUCUUCAGAAAAAAGCAAUUCUGAAAAAGAAAGAGGAAAAACACAUCAUGUCAGAGCGGAAUGUCCUUCUGAAGAAUGUCAAACAUCCUUUCCUAGUUGGACUACAUUUCUCCUUCCAGACUGCAGAUAAACUCUACUUUGUUCUAGACUACAUCAAUGGUGGAGAGUUGUUUUAUCAUCUCCAGAGAGAGCGAUGCUUCCUGGAACCCCGGGCUCGAUUUUAUGCUGCUGAAAUUGCCAGUGCCCUGGGUUACCUGCAUUCCCUGAAUAUUGUUUAUAGGGAUUUAAAGCCAGAGAAUAUUUUACUAGAUUCCCAAGGGCAUAUUGUCCUGACAGACUUUGGACUCUGUAAAGAAAACAUUGAACACAAUGGCACUACAUCCACCUUCUGCGGCACUCCUGAGUAUCUUGCCCCUGAAGUGCUUCACAAGCAGCCUUAUGACAGAACAGUUGAUUGGUGGUGCCUGGGAGCUGUCUUAUAUGAAAUGCUCUAUGGUCUGCCUCCUUUUUAUAGUCGAAACACAGCUGAGAUGUAUGACAACAUUUUGAACAAGCCACUCCAGUUGAAGCCAAAUAUUACAAAUUCUGCAAGACACCUUCUCGAGGGUCUACUCCAGAAAGAUAGGACAAAAAGGCUUGGUGCCAAGGAUGACUUUAUGGAGAUUAAGAAUCAUAUCUUCUUCUCCCUUAUUAACUGGGAUGAUCUCAUUAAUAAGAAGAUUACUCCCCCUUUUAACCCAAAUGUGAGCGGACCCAGUGAUCUUCGGCAUUUUGAUCCUGAGUUUACAGAAGAACCUGUUCCAAACUCCAUUGGCAAAUCCCCAGAUAGCAUCCUGAUCACUGCCAGCGUUAAGGAAGCUGCAGAAGCCUUCCUGGGUUUCUCCUAUGCACCGCCUGUGGAUUCUUUCCUCUGAACAUUCUUGGACUGAUUUUGAGAGAGAAGUUCUGAGAUGGUUUUUUUGUGUGUAUUUCAUUUAGUUUAGCCCUUUAGCUGAACUGCCAGCUGACCAGACAUCUUUAAAAAAAAAAAAUUUGCACAUCUCUGGAAGCUUGGCAACUGUAAUUUCAACUACACUGUUGACUGAAAGCUUUUGAAGAGCACAUACUCCUCCUUUCAGUGAGCUCACAAGCUUUUUGUUUUCUUAUUCUCCCCCUCCAAAGUGGUGCUAUCUCUUUGAAACAAGUGUGAUAUUGCUAUCACGGAUAGCCAGUUUUUGUAGGAAAGAAGAUGGAGUUUGGAAAACAAUCUUGUGAAGAUCUGUAUGGGCUAUGAUAAUAGACUUUAUGAAAUGUGCCUUUAUCUGAUAAGGUCCUUGUUGGCUCCAAAGCUUUUUCUUUUUUUAUUUCAGAAUGUUUUGACUUUAAAUCUUGUUUUUUCCCCCCUUGUGGGUUUACUAUGUGAACAAUGGUGUGUAUGUGUGCGGUAUCUUACUACAGAUGGAUUUAGUUAUAAGCAUCAAUGUGACACUUGCAGGGCACUACAAUGUGGGACAUUGUUUGAUUCUUCCAUAUUUGGAAGAUAAAUUUAUGUGUAGAUUUGUUUCUUUUUUUGUAAGAUAUAUAUAUAUAUAGUUAAUAACUAAAAUUUAUUGAAAAUGGUCUUGCAAUGACUUGGACCCAGAUGCUUGAAGAAAGCAUUGCUGCUACAAAUAUUUCUAUUUUUAGAAAGGGUUUUUAUGGACCAAUGCCCCAGUUGCAGUCGGUCAAAGCUGUUGGUUUGUUUCAUUGUUUGUUUUAAAAUGUCACCUGUAAAAUGGGCAUUAUUUAUGGUUUUUGUUGUAUGUAUUGUAUAAAGAAAAGGUCUGUACAAUGUAUUAUGACACUAGCUGUAUAUUUAAACUUACAGACUUACAUGUAAUGUAUACCAUCAUUGUAACGUACCGUGAUUAACAUGGUUAUACUAUGUACAACCCUUUUCCCCCUGCCACACAACUUUUUGUGUGUGUGCAAUUGGUUUGCAGUAAAAUCUUUAAAAAUAUAUAA
Molecule: messenger RNA, 2926 nt
Organism: Antechinus flavipes (yellow-footed antechinus)
Lineage: Eukaryota; Metazoa; Chordata; Mammalia; Dasyuromorphia; Dasyuridae
Gene: SGK1
Product: serum/glucocorticoid regulated kinase 1
Exons: 14
Coding region: 130-1857 (575 amino acids)
Biological process (GO): protein phosphorylation
Molecular function (GO): phosphatidylinositol binding; protein serine/threonine kinase activity; ATP binding
Source: RefSeq, a predicted model, not a curated record